AUGUCCCAGUUCUCUGCUGGCACAAAGACACCUCCGCCUUCAACCUCUCCUCCAUCAGAUUCACCUUACAAGCAAGGGCAUCGCAGAGUGAAUUCUGGCACAGAACCUUUCCCAGACCAUCGAGUCAGUGCCGAUAUUUCUCGGCCAAACACACCGCCUUCGCGACCGGACUAUGGCACACCUUUAAACGGCGGCUCCCCAAUUGAACCAUCCACCCGCCGACGACGCAGUUCAUCCGCUGCAUCUUCACGACCCCCGUCUAUGGUCCUGGCUCACCAACCGCCCAUCAUGGAUAUCACCGAGGAUACAAUCCCCGAACUCCAGCCUAUCUAUUCUUUUCUCAAUAGCCACUCCAACAAGCUGUACCAGGAGGGCUAUUUCCUCAAGCUCGACGACCAGAAUACACAGGGUAAACCCAACCCUGAUAGAACCUGGUGUGAAUGUUUCGCCCAACUUGUCGGUACUGUCUUGUCACUGUGGGAUGCCUCAGAGCUCGAUGCUGCCGGCGAGGAUGGCGAAGUUUUACCAAAGUUCGUCAACUUGACUGAUGCAUCGAUAAAGAUGAUCGAAUCCUUGCCCACAAGGUCUGCCGAUGAACAGCCCCUGCAGAAUAUCUUGAGUAUCUCCACAGCUGGAAGAAACCGAUAUCUUCUUCACUUCAAUUCUCGACACUCCCUGUUGCAGUGGACCGCUGGUAUCCGACUGGCCAUCUUUGAGCACUCCUCGCUGCAAGAGGCCUACACCGGCGCUCUUAUUGCCGGCAAGGGCAAGUCGCUCAACAACAUUGGUGUGAUCAUGGAGAGGGCAAGAUUCCCCACUGAAGAAUGGGUUAGAGUCCGAUUCGGUGCUGGUGUACCUUGGAGACGAUGCUGGUGUGUUAUCACCCCUCCCGAUGAGAAGCAGUAUGCAAAGCUUCAAAAGGAACUCAAGAAGAGGUCUCCUUAUGAUCGAUCACCUGUUCCUACCCUCAAGGGAGACAUCAAAUUCUACGACGAGAGGAAGGAUGGCAAGAAGCAGAAGAAAGCGCAACCAAUCGCCACCAUCACCGACGCCUAUUCGGCCUAUGCAAUCUAUCCUCAGGCAAAGUCUUUGAUUGAGGCGUCAACCCUGCUUAAGAUUGAGGGUAACAUUUCUAUCCACACUGAUCCUCCUUCCUCCACCGAAGGUUUCGUGUUCAUUAUGCCAGAAACUCGCCCUGCUGUCACCGGAUUCGAGAUGCUACUACGUUUCCUCUUCCCCACAUGGGAUACCUUUGGUCUUUAUGGUCGCCCCGGAAGACUGGUUGCCAGUACACUCGAUUCCAGAUCCCUCAUGUUCGCCAUGCCAAAGAGCCGGCGUUAUGGUUACCUCGAGAAUCUCGACGUCUCCAACUUGAUCCUCGAGGACGGUAGCUCGAACUGGGGUGAGCGAGAUUGGAGAAAGAAGUUGAAGGAAUCUACUGGCACUCGUAUGAAUGCUGUGGAUGAUGCGCCUGCAACACGCUCUCGAAGCAACAGUCGAAAGAGCGUUAGGUUGAGCUUUGGAGAUGGUCCUCCCACCCUCAAGACCAAUUCGGACCAGCAAGUUCCCACCAGGUCUUCACGAUCUUUCUCCCUUGGCGAGCGUGCUCGAACGGAUUCUGCUCCUGCAGACCCUGCUCGGGUUGCUCUCGGAAACCAUGGCCGCAACUCGUCUGACCCCAAUCAACUCGGAGGUCCUCCCUUCGUCAAUGACAACAGCCCUUACUCGGCCUCGCCACAGCGUGGGCCGACUCCUGUCGGUAACCAGGCCUCGCGAGACCAGAGCCCUGCUUACCAAAACGAACGUGGGCCCAAUGGCUCGCCACCUCUGAAAGACCUGGACGGAAUGCGACAGAUGCACACUCCUGAGCCUGUUUCGCGCCCUCCUGCUUUCAGCCAUGGCUCUCAAGGCAGACCCGUCAGCAGAGCUUAUCACUCACCUGAGCUCAGACGAGCUAACAGUAGGCUUUCCGUUACUACCCUAGCCCAACUUUCCUCAGCUGGAGGAAUGGGUGGACCGAAUGAUUCGAGACCUUCUCCCGGGGAAGAUGAGGUGGACGCUGCAAGAUCUGGACCAUCGGUACUACCACCACACGCCAACUCCGUAGGGAUAUCUGCUAACGACAACCGCUCGCGUGAAGUUUUAAGCUCAACAAAUCAGGAUCCCUCUUCCAACAGUCUCCCUCUCCCAGCCAACUCAUCUCAGCAACGCUCUCGAUCACCACUGGGCCAGCCCCCGCUUGGGCCACCUAGCCCCUAUGGCCACGGGCCAAACUCGCGUCCUGGGACUUCUGAAGGUCGACGAUCCCCGAUGCCUCCGGGUAUGCCCCCUCAGCAACGUCCUCACCCUCAAAAUGGCAAUCGUCGCCCCGACAUGGGGUCAGAUGGUCGGCGUCCUUCGGAUCCUCGACGACCCGGCCCUGACGGAAGAAGACCUUCCGACCCUCGAGGCCCUGGUUUUGAUGGUCGUCGACCUCCCGAUCAGCGAGGUCGUGGAAAUGGUCCGCCUCCUGGUCCUCACGGCAACUACCGGCCUGGCCCAGGUCGUCCUCCUGGACCCCCUGGACCCCCUGGCUCAUACGGACCGCCAGGAUCUCGCCCAAACGGACCUCCUAGCGGGCCUCCUAAUGGUCCCCAAGGACAAAUGGCUCACCGCAAGCCUGUACCUGGACAGAUGCCUGGACCCCCGCCACCCGGGCCCGCACAAUUCGAAAAUACCAAGGGCAACACUAUGUCUGGCAGCAGCGCCAUUACUACGAAUGAGAUCAUCGAUCACUAUGCCUUUGAUCAAGGCCGACAGACGCCUCGCCAAGGAACCCCAAACUCUGAAAGGCGGCCAGCGCCGCCUGGCAGACUGGAGAGCAAUCAAAGCAGUCACUACGAUGACGACUCUCCUGCAACCAGCCUCAGGAAUUUUAUGGACGCAUACGAAUACCAAGAACCCAAGCCUCGUGCUGGAGUGUUGAAAACCGUUGGCGGCGCCGAGGAGUCGGGGAAAGAAUUUGAUAUCCCAGAUAUCAACUUUGGCCCAACCAUUAACUAUGGUGCUACUAAGAGUAGGCCCCAUACGCCUGGAGGUCAUGGACCAAGCCCUCCUGCUCACAAAUCUUCAGCUUCACAGGGAUCCCUUGGCCAGAAAGAGUCCCCAGAAUCGAAGCGUACGAUGGCCUGGUCACCAGGUGCAACAGCUCCUCCAGCCAGUGCUCACGGACUGAGUGCCGAGGAGUUCGUGCAGCAGAGGGCGUCUCAUGCCCGAACCCCAUCUAGCAACAGCAUGGGCGGCAACCUUACGGGUAGUCCUGGGGGAAUGAAGCGAAAUAGCUCCUCCGACAUGCUACAAGCCAUUCAGAGCGGCCGCCACUCUCGAAAUAACUCGGCUGAUCUGCUUCAGCGACCUGGAUCGCGAGGCGCAAAUUCAACCUUGAACUUUGCAAGCUCUGGAGAGACUUCAAGCCAUCUCAGUGCACGAGAGCAGGAACACGUUGCCCGAUUGACUGGCCAACCUUUGAUUAGUAUGCCUGGACACCAAAGACAAGGAUCUCAGGGGUUCUCGCUUGGCCACCAGAGACAGGCUUCCUCAGGUUCAGGCCUAGUUGGUGCUAUUGAAGCCCGGGAACGGGAGAAGCAGCAGAUGAAGCAAGGGAUGAAUAGCCAAGCGGUCCAACAAGCGAUCAGCCAGCGACAACAACAGCAGGCAGCUAUGGCGUACCAGCAGCAAAUGGCCCAGCAACAAAUGGCUCAGCAGCAAAUGAUACAACAGCAACUUGCUCAGCAACAACAAAUGGCGUACCAACAGCAGGCCCAGCAGCAAAACUACCAACAAGCUUACCAGCAGCCAACGAUGAGUGUUGGUAACAUGCCCGCAUACAGCCCUAUGGGUCAAGCUCCAGGCCAGUACACGCCAGGCGGCUCCCAAUACGGACCAGCAUCUCAGCAGAUGGGAGGAUAUGGGCAGCCGAAUAGUUUCUCACGACCGAUGCGAGCUGCGCAACAGGUCGAUCCUCGUUUCGUGCCGCCUCAAGGUCAAUACAACUCAUCAUCGCUUGGAGCUCAACAGGCUUCUCGCAAUGUCCAUUCACAGUACCAAGGACAAGCGUUCUAG
This is a messenger RNA of Fusarium venenatum, 4101 nucleotides long. Its product is annotated as PH domain-containing protein. Lineage: Eukaryota; Fungi; Ascomycota; Sordariomycetes; Hypocreales; Nectriaceae. The record is from RefSeq and is a predicted model, not a curated record.